Messenger RNA from Aspergillus glaucus CBS 516.65, 1115 nucleotides. Its product is annotated as Mob1/phocein family protein. Gene Ontology annotation, biological process: positive regulation of protein phosphorylation; cell division; signal transduction. NCBI's taxonomy places the organism in Eukaryota, Fungi, Ascomycota, Eurotiomycetes, Eurotiales, Aspergillaceae. Gene Ontology annotation, cellular component: nucleus; cytoplasm. The transcript has 6 exons. The record is from RefSeq and is a predicted model, not a curated record. The coding region runs from base 340 to 996 and encodes 218 amino acids. Gene Ontology annotation, molecular function: protein kinase activator activity.
UUGACAGCUGGAUCCUCAUUUGCCAUCAUCCUAUUACAUCCUUUCCCUAUCUAUCGGUUGGUCUGUUCUGCAUAUCAACGGUCGCUAGCUUGCCGUUAUUUUUUCUGUCUGCGCGGCACAGAACCCACUGUCGCGCACGAUUCAACGAACCAGCUUUGAAUAAACCGAGUCCCUACAUUCCGUUCCUGAGUCGUCAUUGUUUUCGAUAACGAAUCAUCGAGAGCCAUCACGAACCAACGUCAUUCCAGACCCCUUCACGGCCACGGCCGAUUACAUACUGCAGAGGAAAAAAUACCGGCAGGAAGAUAGUGAAGAAAGAAACAAAAGAGAACAGAAGCUAUGGCAUCACUCAUCACCACCAUCAAUGCUCGGACGAGAGCCCCCUUCAAGCCGCGGUCGGCCGCAAAGGGCACCAGCAGUUACCAGUUGAGACAGUUUGCCGAGGCGACGCUUGGGAGUGGGAGUUUGAGGAAGGCUGUUCGGUUGCCCGAGGGGGAGGAUUUGAAUGAGUGGCUUGCGGUCAAUGUGGUCGACUUUUACAAUCAGAUUAACCUCCUCUAUGGAUCGAUUACUGAGUUUUGCUCGCCGUCUUCGUGUCCGGAGAUGAAGGCUACCGACGAGUUCGAGUACCUCUGGCAAGAUUCGGAACAUUACAGACGACCAACCAAGAUGUCCGCGCCGGCUUACAUUGAGCACUUGAUGAGUUGGGUGCAGAGCAAUAUCGACAACGAACAGAUGUUUCCCAGCAGGAUCGGUGUCCCAUUUCCCAGAUCAUUCUCCAGUUUACUUCGUCAGAUCUUCAAGCGCCUGUACCGAGUGUACGCGCACAUUUACUGCCACCACUACCCCGUUGUCGUCCACCUGGGUCUUGAACCACAUUUGAACACGAGCUUCAAGCAUUACGUUCUCUUCAUUGACGAGCAUCGGUUGGCGAGUGGGAAGGAUUUCUGGGGUCCAUUGGGUGAUUUGGUCGAGAGUAUGCUGCGGAGUGAUUGACACAUAUCUUUUCCGUAUAAUGUAUUGGCGUUGAGGUGUUUGGCUUUUUAUUACUUCUUUAAUAUCCUCUGUCACAUGUUAGAAAUGAGACUUAGCGAAUGACAUGCCAUUGUGCCACA